Messenger RNA from Anthostomella pinea, 1080 nucleotides. The record is from the annotation of a GenBank genome assembly. NCBI's taxonomy places the organism in Eukaryota, Fungi, Ascomycota, Sordariomycetes, Xylariales, Xylariaceae.
AUGCCGACGCCGGCCGAGAGCAAAGUUAGCGACCGACGCUUUACCCCCGAGCCCGACUCGAUCUCGGCCGAAGACGUCCAGCAGGAAUUUGCCGACAUCUUCGCAGAAUUGCGCGAAGCCGACGAAACGCACAGCACCAUCUCGCAUCUAUCUUCCCGCUUCGUCACCGAGCCCAACGUCGACUUCAGCGGCGGGUGGCAAUUGCAACUACGGAACCUGUGGCACCUCUAUUACGUCGCCGGCAAGCACUGCAACGAAGCUGCCGUGUCGCCGCUCAUACUGCAGAUCGUUGAGAUCUCGCAGCGCGGAGUGCUGCCACGAAACCGCUUGAAUAGUGACGGCACUGCCGAGUUGGAAUGCGCGCCCAUCAUGGUCAUGGCUGGCACCCGACAGGUUCGACAGUUUCUCUGGGUGGACCUUCCCCUCCUCGUCCCAGCCAUGAGGGAGUACUGGAGUCACGACUGUGCUCGGAUGAGUCGCAGCCAGCGAGUGAGAAUCAGCUUCUUCCUCGGUUCGUUGGCGGCGACAAGCACAGGUCAAUGGGCAUAUGGCCUGUGUAGCAUCGCCCUUGUGUUGCUUCGCGAUACGCUGGAAAAGGACCGACGGUUGGUCAGGGUGGGUGUCGAGCCAGGAGGCGAGGACAGUGAGAACACGGGGCAGUCGACAGAUAUGCUGACCAUCGCUGACCUGCUUCCUGCCGUCAGUACCUGGCUGGUACAAGCAGGCAGCAGGAUAGUACAGCUCUGCGAGGCUGGCGAUGGAACCACGCAGGGCUGGCUGACCACGGCUCCCCCUGACGAUGUGUACAGUCUAGGCCCUCUGGCAGUAGAAGCCGGCGUACAGCCUGUUUUCGGUGGCUUCAACAGGCUAAGAUGGUUCUUCUGGCCGCACAGGCUUGACGCCAUUGGCGCCGAAGCACCUGGACAGGAGACUGGAGGCAACUCAACGCCGUUCGUGCAGAGGGUCAAGGCUGAGAAGCAGAUGGUGAGGCGCGUGGCGCACAAUAUGGUAUAUGCUGCGAGUCAGUCCAACUCGAGUAUUGUCCAAGAGUUGCUGCGAAUGGGAAGGCUGCCAUUGUAA